Molecule: messenger RNA, 2025 nt
Organism: Eurytemora carolleeae
Lineage: Eukaryota; Metazoa; Arthropoda; Copepoda; Calanoida; Temoridae
Product: formimidoyltransferase-cyclodeaminase
Exons: 3
Coding region: 225-1844 (539 amino acids)
Molecular function (GO): transferase activity; folic acid binding
Source: RefSeq, a predicted model, not a curated record
AAAUAUGCCUACACUCUGUGAAUCUACAGGGUGUAAUAACAAUAAACUUAAUCUAAAUCAUACAAUACUAAUCUACAUUAUCUAACUUUGGCGUACUUAAAUCGCUACAAAAUAUUUAUUUACAUAAUAGGGACAUUAUAUGCGUUGUUAAUACACCCUGUAAAUCUAAAAUCUGGAUUUCUCCAGUCCUCCUCCCCCAGUAACUCUCAGCUGCUUGAGUCAAGAUGCCCAAAAUAAUAGAAUGUGUUCCAAACUUCUCGGAGGGGAACGACGAGAAAAUCAUCAAUGCUAUCUCCGAAGCAAUCAGGAAGACGACCGGUGUUAGCCUCCUAGAUGUAGAUCCCGGUAAAUCCACAAACCGAACUGUGUACACUUUCGUCGGAAACCCGGACUCAAUUAUAGAAGGAGCACUAAAUGCGGCAAAAGCAGCGUUUCCCCUCAUCGACAUGAGGAACCAUAAGGGAGAGCAUCCAAGAAUGGGGGCGCUGGAUGUGUGCCCCUUUAUACCGAUUAGUGAUGUAAGCGUGGAGGAGUGUGUUCAGGUUUCCAAGAAAUUCGGAGAAAGAUUGGCAGAGGAACUGAAGGUACCAGUUUUCCUGUACGGAGCCGCUUCCAACCAAGAUUAUAGGAAAACUAUGCCACAAAUCCGGGCCGGAGAAUACGAAGGAUUGGAGGAGAAACUCAAGGCAGCGGAAUGGAAACCGGAUUUUGGAGAGCCUUGUUUUGUUCCGUCUUGGGGUGGAACUGUUACCGGAGUUCGGAAAUUCCUCAUCGCGUACAAUGUUAAUAUGCUCUCAACUAAGGAGCAAGCGCACAGGAUCGCGUUGGAUCUCAGGGAGAAGGGACGAUCUCCAUCUGAACCUGGUCGUUUAAAGGCUUGCCAAGGUAUUGGUUGGUGGUUGGAGGAGGCAAAUAUUGCUCAAAUCUCCCUGAACCUGACAGAUAUGGAUGUUACUCCGAUGCAUGUUGCAUAUGAGGAAGCAAAGUCAGGAGCAGCAGAGCUGGGUUUGGCUGUGACAGGAUCGGAGCUAGUUGGUCUAGUUCCUCUCCAGUCUAUCCUUGCAGCUGCAGAGUUCUAUAUUGAGAAGGAAGGACUCAUGGUUCUUGAAGAAGAUCAAAAAGUUCAUCUAGCAAUCAAUAGAUUAGGCUUAAGCACGCUUUCUCCUUUCAAUCCUAAGGAGAGAAUCAUCGAGUAUUGUCUUCAAACGGACGAAAAAAAUCUUCUGAUUUCUAAAACUGUUUCUGAUUUUGUUAAAAGUGUCGGAUCAAGAUCGGCUGCACCCGGAGGUGGUUCCGUCUCCGCUCUUGUCGGAGCACUGGGCUGUGCUCUCGCAGCUAUGGUUGGAAAACUAACCUACGGAAAGAAACAAUGGGUUCACCUUGAUACAAGGAUGAGAGCAUUGCUCCCUCCCCUGCAUGGAUCAAUGCUCCGGGUACUUGAAUUAGUAGACAAGGAUACGGAAGCAUUUAAUGAUUUCUUCUCCGCGAUGAAGCUUCCGAAGGAAACCCCUGAACAGAUUGCUACAAGAGAGGAGGAAAUGCAGAAGGCUAUUCUGACCGCUAUCAGCGUCCCCAUGGAUUUGGUGGUCACACUGAACAGUGUGUGGGAACACUUGGAGGAAAUGGCGGGGAUUGGAAAUAUUAAUUGUAAAUCAGAUCUUCAAGUAGCUGCCAGAUGCCUUGAGACUGGUGUACAGGGUGCUGUACACAACGUGGAGACAAACCUAUCUGACUUGAAGGAUGAAACUUUGAAGAAUAAACUCCGGGAGCAAGGACGGAGUCAAGCGGAGAUGGCAACCCGGAGCCGAGACAAGAUUCUUCAAAUCAUCGAGGACAGAAAAUGAAGAAAAAACUUCACGAGAAAAAUGUGGACUUUACCUUUACAAGACUUGAAAGGUUGUUAUGCAAACAUUAAACAAAAUAAAUUGAAAGGUUGAACAAUGCACGCUUGAAGAGGAAAAAAUUAUAAUUUUUGAUUUAAUAAUGCUGCAGUGUGACUUUAAUAUACAAAGAUUUAUUUUUGAA